Messenger RNA from Diversispora eburnea, 242 nucleotides. Lineage: Eukaryota; Fungi; Glomeromycota; Glomeromycetes; Diversisporales; Diversisporaceae. The record is from the annotation of a GenBank genome assembly.
AUGAAGAAAGAUAACUAUAUGGAGCAAAGUUUCCAACACAAAAUAGAUUUUCUAGAUAUAACUACUAAUAAUAAAAUAGAUCUUCCCAAGACUUGUGAAGAGGUUAAAGAAAAUAAGAUAGAAUUAGAUCUUCAAGAAUUAUCUGUUAUUUGCAUUAUUGAGGAUAACUCAGAAGAAGAUAUUGAUAAUAUAUCAGAAGUAACAGAAGAAGAAAAAACUUUUAGAAAACUUUUCAGUCAUAU